This is a messenger RNA of Diachasmimorpha longicaudata, 1114 nucleotides long. RefSeq lists its product as uncharacterized. Lineage: Eukaryota; Metazoa; Arthropoda; Insecta; Hymenoptera; Braconidae. The record is from RefSeq and is a predicted model, not a curated record. The transcript has 6 exons. The coding region runs from base 132 to 1040 and encodes 302 amino acids.
CCCAUAUUCAACGGCGCUUUAUAGAAAUAUUUGAACUUCCUAUGCCCUUUGCAGAAACCCAAUGAAACUUGUUCAUCAGUGUCACCGCAAACUGUGACAACCGAAGAUCAAUUCCAUUAAAAUAAUUUACAAUGUUCUGUCUAUUGUCUCGUUAUUUAUUUCUCAACAGUGUUUUAAUUGCUCAUUUAAUAUGGAACUGUCCGGUAAUUGAAGGGAGUAAAUCGAAAAUUGAAGAUGAGUAUUCCGAUAGUCCUAACAAACAGUUCCACUGCUGCGCAAAACACCAGAAAAAAGUUGGCGUUGGACAUGGUAUCUCGGGGGAAAUUAUGACGAUUGAUGCAGGGUUAUGUCGAAAAGUCUGUCCCAGACAUAAUACCGAUGAUCCAGGCGAUCCUAGUAGACCGGCCGUUCAAAGGUGUCCACCGCAUUCUCAAUGUCACCCACGAUCAGCUCGGAUGGAGCGGAUUUCCACCCUUCAGGGGGUAAAAAUAAUUGAAACUGUUGACACAUGCGAUUGCUGGCAAGAAUCAGGCUGCACACGAGUGUCUUUCGAACAAUUAAUUCACUCUGGAACACCGUAUCAGGUAGCAAUGGAUAUAGGACGAUGUCUAGGGCUGUGCUCCAAGUCCCUGACAUGUAAACCUCUCAAAAAUAGUACGGUCAGCAUCAAGGGACCCAAUGGUGAUGAAAUUUAUCAAAUUAUCGAUAAAUGCGGCUGCGCCAAUAAUUGUCACAGAAUGGACAGGACCGAGAGUGUCCUUGAUUACAGUCAACUAGAGAUAAAGCCAGGGAUCAACACAAGCGACGUGAAACCAGUCAUCAGGCACAUAAAUGUAGGCCAGUGUGUGGGUUCUUGUCCCGGUAAUGAAACCGAGACGUGUCUACUUAGAGACAAAAAAGAACCAACCAGGUGUCUAGCGGCUCUUUAUUCAAAACAUCAUAAUUGUACACCAGCCAGAUUCAAAGUUCACGAGUACAGAACACGCAGAGGCUCUAAACGGGAAAUAAUUCAAAUAGUGGAGUGUGCCUGUAUAUCUUAAACUAUUAGAACUAUAUGAAAAAGUUCAAUUUGAAUAUGUGAAAAAACACUGGUUAUCAUAAAAAGCGGCUUCAG